This is a messenger RNA of Rosa chinensis, 3246 nucleotides long. RefSeq names its product sodium channel and clathrin linker 1. The transcript is spliced from 5 exons. The coding region runs from base 207 to 3023 and encodes 938 amino acids. NCBI's taxonomy places the organism in Eukaryota, Viridiplantae, Streptophyta, Magnoliopsida, Rosales, Rosaceae. The record is from RefSeq and is a predicted model, not a curated record.
UAAACCAUAAUUGACUCUCUCUCUCUCUCUCUCUCUCUCUCUCUAUCAGUAUCACUCACACUGCUUCGUCUGCCUCGCGGAAUCCAACUGGCCUUGGACUCUAACGGUCGAAACGCCGGCCUCUGACGUCGUUUGGUUCUGAGAGAUCCCAUCUGGUACAGAACUUUAAUGUGCUGCAGUUAGCAAUUUCUGCCGAAGAUACACACAUGAAGAAGCUCUUCUUUUUCAGAUCUUCUGCUUCUAGCAAUGGAAACAACAAAUCCCCUCCAUCAACUGAUAAGCAAGUAUACUGGGAAAACCCAUCAGAAAAUGGAAGUCAAGUUGGGGACAUUGCUGAUAAUAGUUUUCAAAGCCCUAAAGGAUUCUUUUCUAAAUCUCGAAAGCAGGUCUCUGCUAACAAGAAUUCCAGUGAGAGUCCAGGCCUUAGAAGGAGCCGGUCAUUAUCAUCAGCAGCCUUCCUUGUAAGUGAGCCAGUGCAAGCAGAAUUUUCUUCUGCGAGAUAUCAGAGUAGAUCUCCUUGUAGUAGUACAAGUAGUAUUCCUCAUCGACAAUGUGGCCAAUCAUCUUGUUGUCGGACUUUUACCCCUGAGAGGCAUCAGGCUAAAGAGUUAGAAGUUCCAGCUGUUCAAAACACACACGGAUUAGAACGACCUGGUUCUGCUGGUUCUCCUAGAAUACAGCAUGGUUCGUCAGGGAGCUCUUCUACUUGCUCUAGUAAUGUCUCAUCCAAAGUUUUGGACCGCUAUAUAGACGGAGAGCAGGAGGAAAGGGGCAGACAAGAGAACAAUUCUUCCCAUAGAAACUUCAAUGGGAUUGGAAACGGUGGUGGAUGGCGCCCUCCGCGAGUUCAGAUUACAGCCCCCAGUUCACCCAGGGCUCAUUCAUUUAGAGAGGCCAAAAGUUCUCGUUAUCGUCUAUCAUCCAAAGAUUGGGUCGAAAAUGGAUUUGGUCAUGAAUCUCCCAGGAGACUUGCAAAGAAUGUUGUGGAGAGGCUAUCACAGUCUCAAGUCAUGCAGCCAUCACAUGCAAAGGAAUUUGACCAUGACAUCCCACUCACCAUUGAGGAUAUAUAUGGUAGACCAGACCUGGUAAGCCAGAAAACUUACCCUUUGGACGAACCUUAUGACACAAUUAGUAAAUAUCAUGGGGAUGAUUACUCGAGCUUGCAGAAACAGUUCUAUGGAGAGAAGUGUAAUGGUUUAAACUCUGAUGAGACUGGAGAGGACCUGGAUGUGGAAUUACAAAGAAGACUGGAGGAAGCUGAGGAGAAGGUCAUGCUUCUGUCUGAAGAACUUGAGCAGGAAAGCUUUCUUAGAGAUAGUGGGUACAAUGUGCCAUCACUGAUUCAGACAAUUAGAAACCUAACAGAGCAGAGAAUCAGCUUUGCACUUGAGGUUUCAAACCUUCUUCAAUUACGAAUUGCUGAGAGGGCCUCUGCCAAGAAAGAAUUGAGACUGGCAAACGCAGAACUUGAGUCUCGAACCAGAAGACUAGAGAAGGAGAAGAAUGAGUUACAGUCAGCAUUGGAGACAGAACUAGAUCGAAGGUCAACUGACUGGUCACUCAAGCUGGACAAAUAUCAGUCGGAAGAGCAGAGGCUUCGUGAAAGAGUUAGAGAGCUUGCAGAGCAAAAUGUCUCGCUUCAGAGAGAAGUUUCUUCUUUUAAUGUGAGGGAAACUGAGAGUAGAAAUUUCAUAACAAAUGCAGAGCAACAGCUUAAGGGGCUCACUACUAGGAUGGAGGAAAUGAGAGAGGAGAAUCAAGGCCUACAAGAAAAUCUCUCGGAAUUGCAAGAGAAGUACAGAGCAUCAGAGGAAGAUCGUGUUUGUCUCCAUAAGAAUUUUGAAAAGAGGGAUAAGGAGUGCAAGGAUUUGCAUAAAUCCAUUACAAGAUUAUUAAGAACCUGCAGAGAACAAGAGAAGACAAUUGAUGGGUUGCGUGAAGCUUUUAGUGAGGAGUUCGGGAAAAAUCAAUCAUCGGAGAGGUUUGACAAGCAUGUUUCGAAAUUGCAGAUGGAGCAAAUGAGGUUGACAGGAGUAGAACUGGGUUUAAGGAGAGAGUUGGACUCUCAAAGGCUUGAAGUUGAUUCUCUUAGGCAUGAGAAUAUACACUUGUUAGACCGUUUGAGGGGCAAUGGGAAAGACAGUGGUGCGUUAACUUUCAAGCUAGAUAAGGAGAUGUGGGCGCGGGUCGGCUGCUUGCAAAAUCAAGGGCUAUCACUCCUAAAUGAGAGCUCCCAGUUGUGUUCAGAUUUUCUGGAAUUUGUCAAAAGAAAAGCAGGCCAUCUCCAAGAAGCUAAGAAGGGUCUGGAUGCACAAUUUUUUGUUGAAUCUGAAAUGAAAGUGCAGGGGUUAAAGCGUGGAACUGAAAGCUUAACCAGAAGUUUGCAGACAAUGUCUGCUUUGUUCCAUGAAAAGUCCAGUCUGGCUGCAUCAAAAUAUCAAUCUAAGUGCAUGGAUGCUGACGAAUCAGGACAUUCAAAUGAUCAAAUCCCAGAGGACGAUAUGAGAUAUAAGCUUCAAUCAGAAACUAUACUUACAAGUUUACUAAGAGAGAAGAUACAUUCUAAAGAGCUGGAAGUUGAGCAGUUGCAAGCUGAACUAGCUGCAGCUGUAAGAGGAAAUGACAUCCUUAGAUGUGAAGUUCAAAAUGCAAUGGACAACCUUUCCUGUCUCACCCACAAGUUGAAAGACGUUGAACUACUGAUGCUCAAGAAGGAUGAUAACAUAAACAAGCUUCAAAGUGACCUCCAAGAAUCUACAAAGGAAUUAACAGUUACACGAGGGAUGCUGCCUAAAAUUUCAGAAGAGAGAGAUAUGAUGUGGGAGGAGGUGAAAAAGUACAAUGAGAAGAAUAUGCUGUUGAACUCGGAGGUUAAUCUGUUGAAGAAGAAGAUAGAGACCCUUGAUGAGGAAGUACUCUUCAAAGAAGGCCAGAUUACAAUCCUGAAAGAUACAUUAGGGAACAAACCGUUUGAUCUUCUAGCGAGUCCUGAUAAUACACGAGAAUUUCUGGUUCGAUAGUUCUCCAAGAUCAGGUUUAGGGUUCGUAAUCAACUUGUUCAUAGUCCUAUACCCCUCAAGUUUGUCUUGUGAGAUUGUAUACCUGUCCUUCAUUUUCUUCCUUGAUAGAGUAAGAAGUGAAGAACAGUUCAUCAUUCGUUUGUAAUUACCAAUCUUUACAGUUGGUUUAGCUGCUUGAAUCAAUCAAACAAGCAUGUUAAUGAAUCUCAUGCUUUGCAGUCCA